Entrophospora candida is the source of this 405-nucleotide messenger RNA. NCBI's taxonomy places the organism in Eukaryota, Fungi, Glomeromycota, Glomeromycetes, Entrophosporales, Entrophosporaceae. The record is from the annotation of a GenBank genome assembly.
AUGUCAAUGAUUUUAUUUGAACUUAACCUUACACCUUCAAUUUGUUAUAAUGAAAGAGAUUUAGGCCAUCAAGAAAACCGACAACGAAAAUUCUAUCAUAAUGAUAAUAUUGAAGAUUGUUUGGCGGUAUCAUAUGUCAUUUUCAAAACGUUAAAAGAACAAUUCUGCUCGUUUCCUCUCGAAACCAUGUCAACAAAUUCACUUGAUUUGGAAAUGAUAGAAAAUGAUUCAAACCGUGCACAAGUUGUGGCCACAGCUGUACGAGAAGCGUGCAACAUCGCUGCCGCCAGCCAAAAUCAGCAACAAGAUUGGGAAGCUGCUUGUCAAAGGAUUAUGAAUAACAAACUACUCACCGAUUCCGAAAAAACUGCAAUACUUGCCUUAUUUCAACCUUCUAAAGCUUGA